AUGGUGGUUUACAGUAAGUUAUGUUUUUAGAACAUUCUAAAUUCAUCCCGGAACCAUUUGUCGGCGGCCCUUGUGCGUACACGGACAUGUUUUUCCGAUACACUGGUUCAAAGACGCAACGUUUGAAAUGGCUGUUACCCUUCAAACAGACCUUGGAGAAAUUAAGAUCGAAUUGUUUUGUGAGCGGGCACCGAAAACAUGUGAGAACUUUCUUGCCUUGUGUGCCAGCGGGUUCUACACCGGCUGUGUCUUCCACCGCAAUAUUAAGGGGUUCAUGGUUCAGACCGGAGAUCCUACAGGCACAGGCAAAGGAGGAACAAGUAUAUGGGGUCGCAAAUAUGAAGACGAGUUCAGUGAACAUCUAAAACAUAAUGUGAGGGGGGUGGUCUCGAUGGCAAACAACGGCCCCAACACAAAUGGAUCCCAGUUCUUCUUCACAUAUGCCAAACAGCCGCAUCUGGACAUGAAGUACACCGUGUUUGGAAAAAUCAUCGACGGCCUGGAAACACUGGAUGAACUGGAGAAACUUCCUGUCAAUGAGAAGACAUUUCGACCACUGACGGAAACCCGAAUAAAGGACGUGACGAUUCAUGCCAAUCCUUUUGCUGGAUAGACACUUUUCUCUUCAAGUGUGUAAAUAGGCCGUUAAGACAAACUUGGACCCUACUAUUUCCAAUAAGCCUGUUGAAAAAUAUGUCAUUGAAAAAAUACCAUGCUUUAGUUACAAUAGAUGACCUGUCAGAGGCUAGAAACCAGAUUAAAAGCCCCAAGACAUCAACUGACUCUAUUUAUGUUAUGCUGAGCAACCCCCCCCCAAAAAAAGUACCACCAAAAUAAAUAUGACUCAUAAGUUGUUAUGCGUUUACAAAAACAAACAAACCUAGUGGUAAAUAAGAGAAUACUUUCAUUGCUGUCCAUGGAGUAGUGCUAGACCUUUCCAGAUGGUAUACUUGUUGUUGUAUGACAUUCUCUGCAUUACAAUUUAUGGGUCACCCUUUUCUAUUUGUCGUUCAGUUUAGUCAAAAGGGAAAAUGGCCGACAACUGCAGACUAAUCUUUAAUUUUUUUUUCAAGAAAGAAAAUGAAUGCAUUGUCAAUGUUUUGUACUAAAUAAACAUUUUGUAAAGAA
Gasterosteus aculeatus aculeatus (three-spined stickleback) is the source of this 1128-nucleotide messenger RNA. It is a transcript of the gene ppil3, whose product is annotated as peptidylprolyl isomerase (cyclophilin)-like 3. The record is from RefSeq and is a predicted model, not a curated record. Gene Ontology annotation, cellular component: catalytic step 2 spliceosome. Gene Ontology annotation, biological process: protein peptidyl-prolyl isomerization; protein folding. Gene Ontology annotation, molecular function: peptidyl-prolyl cis-trans isomerase activity. NCBI's taxonomy places the organism in Eukaryota, Metazoa, Chordata, Actinopteri, Perciformes, Gasterosteidae.